AUGAAGACCGGGAGCAAGAGUAAGGGGGCUGUGAAAAAGGAAACUAAAGAAGCACUGAAGCCCGUUGAUGACCGUAAGGUUGGGAAAAAAAAGGCUACCCCUGCAAAGACAGUUAAGAAGAAGGCUAAUAAGCAAACCAAGGGCAAGAAAGACCCAAACAAGCCCAAAAGGCCCCCGAGUGCUUUCUUUGUGUUCCUGGAGGAGUUUAGGGGAACUUUCAAGAAGGAAAACCCGCAUAUUAAAGCCGUCUCGGCUGUUGGUAAAGCUGGUGGAGAGAAGUGGAAAUCGUUAAGUGCAGCUGAAAAGGCUCCUUAUGAGGCUAAAGCAGCGAAGAAGAAAGCCGAGUAUGAAAAACUCAUGAAUGCCUACAACAAGAAGGAGGAGAGCUCUGCUGAUGAGAGUGGCGAAGGUUCUGAGAAGUCAACCUCGGAAAUUCACGAUGAUGAUGAGGGGAGUGUGCAGAAGGCAGGUGAUGAUGAUGUCGACGAAGAUGAGGAUGAUGACGAGGACAGUGAUGAUGAGGAUGAAUGA
This is a messenger RNA of Striga hermonthica, 531 nucleotides long. The record is from the annotation of a GenBank genome assembly. Lineage: Eukaryota; Viridiplantae; Streptophyta; Magnoliopsida; Lamiales; Orobanchaceae.